CACCACCACCACCACCACCACCACCACCAACGCCUUCCACCAAACCAAGAACGACAAAGCAUAAUUGCGUUGAGAAAUAGAGAUGAGCUCAAACGAGAAACAGCCACCGGUCGGACCGGCCGGACAACAGGGCCAGCAACAGUACUUUCCUCCUCCACCGCCCGGCCCGCCGCCGGCACAAACCGCACAGGCGCACCCGCAAGGUUCCCAACCGCCGAAGCAUACGAACGAGACUCCCCUUCCCGACUACAAUAUUCCCGCAUACAAACCCGCCAACCCGCAGUUCGCGCCCCCCCCUCUGGGUGCCGACGACGAUCUCUACAACGCGUCUCCGACGAAUGAGCAGCCGCCGAAAUGGGGCCACCACCAAGCUCAUGGCAGCGAAGGAGAGACAAAAAAGAAGUCGAACCGGUUAUCCGCGUUUGGCGAAGCUUUCACAAACAAAGUGGCUGGCCCUGUGAAUGCUCUGGCGAACAAGUUUGGGUCUGAGGGGUUCCUACCCGAGUCGUUGGACAAGGAAUGCGAGAAGGCCGCCAGGAUUCUGCGGGGUUUCUGUAAGGACGGUGUCUACACCGAUGUAGUCCCUCCUACCGCGCCCGCGUCUGCGGCGACAGCGACCCCGGCAACCGCCGACAAACCCCCGCCCUCGCCUUCCGGCAAACCCAAAAAGUCCCGCGUCCUGCUCACCAUCCCCUCCAAGGUCAUAGCUCGCGCCCAGGGCCUGGCCAUCUUCACGGCCGUCCGCGUAGGCUUCCAAGCAGCGGGAUCCAGCGGCAGCGGUAUCCUCGUCGCGCGCCUCGCCGACGGCAGCUGGUCGCCACCCUCGGGUAUCCAAAUCACCUCGAUCGGCGCAGGCUUCGUCGCGGGCGUUGACAUCUACGACUGCGUCAUCGUGAUCAACACGCGCGAGGCGCUCGACAUGUUCACCAAGAUGCGCCUGAGCCUCGGGUCCGACCUGGCCGUCACAGCCGGCCCCUUCGGCGCGGGCGGCGCGCUGGACUGGGGCAUGCCAGCAGGCGGUGGGGACAGCAGCAAGAAACAGGCGGCCAAAGACACCGCCGCCGGCGAGACAAAGCCCAACCCCAACGCGCCGCGCCCGCUGUCUGCCGACAACACGCACUUCCAAACCGCCCCGGUCCCCGAGCACCAGCAGGGCAUGACCGAGGAAGAGGAGGACGACGGCAAGGGCAAGGGCAAGGGCAAGGACGGCGGCCGCCGCGCCAGCCCCUUCCGCGACGCCCUGCGCAAGCCGGUAUACAGCUACGUCAAGUCGCGCGGCUUCUACGCCGGCGUGCAGAUCGACGGGACCGUCAUCGCUGCGCGUGAGACCGCGAAUGCUAGGUUCUACGGCCGUGCUGUGCCCGUCGAGAGGAUUCUCAAGGGGGAGGUCCCUGCUGCGCAGGCUGCGCAGGCUGGAACGUGGCCUGGGGGUGCGAGGGGGUUGUUUGAGGUGUUGAGGGGUGCGGAGGCGGGGAAGCCUGCGCAGGGCCAGACUGCACAGGGCCAGCCGGGGUUGUGGCAGGGUGGCAGGCCGGCUAGUGCUGGCUCUGGCGGGCACGGUGCCGCGUUUGGUGCCGCUGCCGGAACUGGUGGUGCGCCGGCUGGCACUUGGGUGCCGCCUCCUGGUGCGGGUACGCAGGGGAGUGUGCAGGGCGUCACGGCGGGGGUGCGGGAUCUGGGCGUCGGCGGUUCUUCUACCUCGGGCCCGCCCCCUGGUACGACACCGGCCACUUCCGGUGCGGCCGCCAAGGCGGCCGAGGCUGCUGCCGAUGCGGCGCGUGCUCAGGAGCCGGUUGAGCAGCCCCCGCCGUCGUACUCGGAGCCGCACGGCGCUCCUGAUGACCUGCCCCCGGCGUAUGUCGAGGACGAGAGGUAUCGGCAUACAGGUGGCGAUAGCAAGACGGGGCUGCAUUGAGUGGGAUGUAUGUUUCCUUCAUGGUGGUUGUUGUCUAGAAAGGGGUGGAUGCUGAUGUGAAUGACUUGAUGACGAACGGGUUAUGGUAUGGUGCGGAACCAACAAUCUCUGAUAAUGUAUUGCGAAGCGUGAUAUCCCCUAGCACAGUCCCAUAACUAGGUAUUCGAAAGUUAUUACCCGUUU
Chaetomium fimeti is the source of this 2098-nucleotide messenger RNA. RefSeq lists its product as uncharacterized. Gene Ontology annotation, biological process: regulation of ruffle assembly. Lineage: Eukaryota; Fungi; Ascomycota; Sordariomycetes; Sordariales; Chaetomiaceae. The coding region runs from base 83 to 1915 and encodes 610 amino acids. Gene Ontology annotation, molecular function: phosphatidylinositol binding. Gene Ontology annotation, cellular component: ruffle membrane. The transcript has 2 exons. The record is from RefSeq and is a predicted model, not a curated record.